Centropristis striata (black sea bass) is the source of this 1072-nucleotide messenger RNA. Its product is annotated as zinc finger protein 239-like. Gene Ontology annotation, biological process: regulation of transcription by RNA polymerase II. The record is from RefSeq and is a predicted model, not a curated record. The transcript is spliced from 4 exons. Gene Ontology annotation, molecular function: RNA polymerase II cis-regulatory region sequence-specific DNA binding; DNA-binding transcription factor activity. Lineage: Eukaryota; Metazoa; Chordata; Actinopteri; Perciformes; Serranidae. Bases 1 to 954 code for a protein of 317 amino acids.
AUGGAGCAGAACCAGGACCCGGAGGACUCCAGUAGACCAGCAGCGGGCUCUGAUAGCACCGAUGUUCAGAGCCUCGGGGCCCUGACUGCCAACACUCUGUCCCCCUUUGUUUUCAGCCUCUGGAACAGUCAGGAGACCUCUGAGGGUCUCAAAGUACAGACUGCCAAUGAAAAGCUACGGGGGGCGGGGCAUAGAGUCACCCAGCAACACAACAGAGUCCUCUUCAAACGGAAACCAGGACCAGGACCAGGACCGGCAGCACACAGCGGAAUGGAGCAGAACCAGGACCCGGAGGACUCCAGUAGACCAGCAGCAGGCUCUGAUAGCACCGAUGUUCAGGAAGGAAGAGAGAGACUCAAACGGCACCACUGUCAGCUCUGUGACAAAACCUACUCAACAGCUGGAGGUUUAAAGGUUCAUCUCCGCAUCCAUACUGGAGAGAGACCUUACAGCUGUGACCAAUGUGGGAAGACUUUUAAUGAAAAACAGAGCCUGAGAAAACAUCAACGCAUCCACACUGGAGAGAAACCUUACAGCUGUGACCAAUGUGGGCAUGCUUUCAGUCUACUACAGAGCCUGAGAGAUCAUCAACGCAUCCAUACCGGAGAGAAACCUCACAGCUGUGACCAAUGUGGGAAGACUUUCUCCUGCUUACAAGGCCUAAGACAACAUCACCGCAUCCAUACUGGAGAGAAACCUCACAGCUGUGACCAGUGUGGGAAUGCUUUCAGUCGACUAAACAGCCUGAGAAGUCAUCAACGCAUCCAUACUGGAGAGAAACCUUACAGCUGUGACCAAUGUGGAAAAACUUUUUCUCACAGUAACAGCCUUGAAUACCACCGACGCAUCCACACUGGAGAGAAGCCGUACUGGUGUGACCAAUGUGGGAAAACCUUUUCUCAGAGUUCUAACCUUAAAACUCAUCAAUGGGUUCACACUGGAGAGAAACCCUAGUGGUGAGACGAAGGCAGGAAAAAAUUUUCUCUGAGUGGUAUUUUUUUAGAAAAAAUAAAAGUUGUUAGAGCAUUAUUAGUAGCCUUUUUUCUUUUUAAUAUCUACAUCAUAAGAUUGU